Molecule: messenger RNA, 545 nt
Organism: Paramecium sonneborni
Lineage: Eukaryota; Ciliophora; Oligohymenophorea; Peniculida; Parameciidae
Source: the annotation of a GenBank genome assembly
AUUGAAAAGUGAUGUCUCUUAGAAAAACAACAUUUUCUUAAUACUCUAAUAAUGUCUUGAAACUAGACAUGGACCCAAAUAAUUAAUCUGCAAAGACUCUUAAGAAAUCCAAUUAUACUAUUACUACAGACUUUAAUUCCCCUUAGGGUAAUUUAGAUAGUCUUGACAAUCUGUUAGAUUAAUAAUCUUCUAAAAAAUCACGCUUCUUUUUUAGUCAAAAAAUAAAUAGUGAUGAGAACACUCGGCUUUUAAAGACUGAAAGUGAUGAAUAAUAGAAGGAAGUAAAAGAAGUUCGUCCUUUUCGUUUUCGAAAAAGGGAAAUACAACCAAAAAUAGAAUUAAAUGAUAAGAAUGAUGUUGAUGAAUUUUUUACAGGAGUAGAAAUACAAAGAAUAAGCUAAUCAGCUUAAAAAUAAAAUGCAUAUCAAUUAGUGACUUUCACUGAUUAUGUUGAAAAUAUAUAUGGAAAAGAUUGGUUUCAAUAGAGAGAGAGGAAAUUUAGGAGAUAAAUUACAGUUUAAGACUUCUUUGAUGGCCCAUGUUGA